GCGUGUCACAGUCAAUAUGGCUGCGCCCUUCAGCAAGGUGGUAAUUUUUUUAAACAAUCUUUAAAAAUCAGUUGCUGGAUAGUUUCGGACACAUUUGUGAGUUAAAAUUAUUUCUUUAUAGCCACACCUAUGUUUUCGUUAACAGGCUGUAUGUAACGGACCAUUCGACCCUUUAUUAUCUGGUUUUAAGAUCAUACAGUAUUUAGCUCAAGACCCUAAGAGACUUAUUUACUUUCUUAAAUAGUGUUAUUUAGUUUUGUAGGUUAAAACACAGUCCUUAUUAGCCAUAGCAGCUUUUUAAGUUACAAAUACGAUUUGCAGGUCGUGUUGUUGUAGUCGCAUUAGGAGGAAAUGCUGCUAAAAAAAUAGAUUGCGACGUGAACCUAUUACAAAAUAUGAAAUUUCACCAAAAUUAAGCACUGCUUAUCGUUAUCCCAUUCAAGCCGAAUUCAAGAAUACAUUCGCGGGGAACAGAAUAUGUCCCAAUAUAGUGAUUAUAGCGGUAUAUUUUGUUGUAUGAACCAAAUGUAUAUACAAUUAUAACAUUGUUGAAUGGGAUUUAGCCGAAUGUUUCUUCCGGACGAGAGAGGAACAUGUGUCAAAGCCAAAUCAUAACGAGAUCUGUUUAUCCGGCCACAGAGUGACUCUUCCAAAUAAAUUGAGGAAACACAAUGGCUUACAGAAGAGCUUUAAACUUUCUUCCAAGAAAAAAGAAAUGUGCAUUUAGUCUGUGGCUACCUUGUUUUCAGAAAGCACCGAUUCCCAUCAGGAAAACUGACAUAUUUCAUGAACACGCCAAUAAUCACUUUGGCAGAACUAUAAGAACUUUUCACACUGGUACACCUCUGAUGGUGGCCAAGUUACUGUCAGUGGAUGAGCUUUUUGCCAAGAGGUCUCUGCAGGAAUACCUGAAGAAGAUGGAGACGGAGUACAGUGAAUGUUUGAGAGCAGUCAACAGCGAUAUGACAGAGGAGCAGUGCAGUGAGGACGACCUGAGGACCAAGAGGACCAAAGUGUCCCUGCUGGGUCUUCUUGUACAGAGCAUCAGAGAACUGGACACGAAGCAAAAAGAGAUGGCUGAAACUGAGACGCUCCUGAAAGAUGAUGAUCCAGCCCUGCGAGAACUGGCGGAGCUGGAAAGUGAAGAAUGUUUGCAAGAUAUUCAAGAUCUUAGACAAAAGAUCCUGGACUUGUUGAUCCCUGAGGACGAGUCAGAUCCGUUCGAUCUCGUCCUGGAGGUUACAGCCGGUGUCGGGGGUCAGGAGGCCAUGCUAUUUACUGAUGAGGUGUUUGACAUGUACAAUGGCUACGCUCAGCACCACGGCUGGUCCUUUGACAUCUUGGAGCACGCACCCAGUGAAAUAGGUGGACUGCGUCACGCCUCGGCCAGCAUCAGUGGCCCUCAGAGCUACAAGAGGAUGAAGUUUGAGGCUGGAGUGCAUCGAGUUCAGAGGGUUCCCAAAACUGAAAAACAGGGCAGAAUGCACACCAGCACCAUGACUGUGGCUGUGCUGCCCCAACCCACUGAGGUCUCUUUCACAAUAAACACGAAGGACCUAAAGAUAGAAACUAAGAGAGCAAGCGGAGCUGGAGGUCAACACGUCAACACCACAGACAGUGCAGUCAGAAUCGUCCAUCUGCCCACAGGCGUGGUUGCAGAGUGCCAGCAGGAACGGUCCCAGAUAAAGAACAAGGAGAAAGCCAUGAAGGCUCUGAGAGCAAAACUGUACAGCAUGAAGCUAGAGGAGGAGACCAGCAAACGCUAUGACCAACGUAAAAUACAGAUUGGCACCAAAGGCAGAUCAGAGAAGAUUCGGACCUAUAAUUUCCCCCAGGACCGCGUGACGGACCACCGUAUCAGCAUGUCGCUGCACGACAUCAAAAGUUUCCUGCUGGGAGAGGAUCUGUUGGACCAGAUGAACUCCUCGCUACAGGAGUUCUCCAACCAGGAGACGCUCGCCGAACUGCUGGAAGAAAGCAACCAGGAGGGCUCUUGAGUUUGGAUGUGAGGAACAUGGAUUAGGACGGAAAGGAAACUUCUUGCUACAUGCAUAGAACUAAAGCUGUAAUAUUGGUCAUUCUUACUCUGCUUCAAAACCUAAGAAAAAGGACCAUGAUGGAUGACCAAGUCUUAAUGCUUCUGACAAACAAAAAGCCACUUUACAGUACAAACACAUGUUCAGGAGUGACAAGCAAAACAUAAAAGUGGCUAAUAAAAUGACUUAACUGUGGAGUAAUCAUAAGGUCUUGUAUUUGAACAUGGGAUGAAAUAACUGUGAAAGAGGUGAAAUGACUGUUGAGUAUGGAAUGCUAUUAAUGUCAUUCAUUCAUUCGUUAUCCAUAACCGAUUAUCUGAACUCGGGUUGCGGGGGACUGGAUCCGAUCCCAGCUGACAUUGGCAAGAGGCGGGGUAAACACGGGACAGGUCAUCAGACUAUCACAGGGCAGACACAAUUAAAUAAAUAAAUACAGCUAUGAAAUAAAUCCUCAAAUAAAUGUGAAUUUUUCAAAGACAUAAAGGGACUUUUCAUAAGUCUAUAUU
Messenger RNA from Centropristis striata (black sea bass), 2542 nucleotides. RefSeq names its product mitochondrial translational release factor 1-like (gene mtrf1l). NCBI's taxonomy places the organism in Eukaryota, Metazoa, Chordata, Actinopteri, Perciformes, Serranidae. The record is from RefSeq and is a predicted model, not a curated record. The coding region runs from base 672 to 1997 and encodes 441 amino acids. Gene Ontology annotation, biological process: translational termination. Gene Ontology annotation, molecular function: translation release factor activity. The transcript is spliced from 8 exons.